Notolabrus celidotus (New Zealand spotty) is the source of this 3003-nucleotide messenger RNA. RefSeq names its product AT-rich interactive domain-containing protein 3B-like. The coding region runs from base 274 to 2010 and encodes 578 amino acids. Gene Ontology annotation, molecular function: DNA binding. Gene Ontology annotation, biological process: regulation of transcription by RNA polymerase II. The record is from RefSeq and is a predicted model, not a curated record. The transcript has 9 exons. Lineage: Eukaryota; Metazoa; Chordata; Actinopteri; Labriformes; Labridae. Gene Ontology annotation, cellular component: nucleus.
GCUUUACGCACGGGGCGGGCCCUUCAUUCAUCCAAGUUGGGGGUGUAGGCCACUCAGUCAAAGACAAUCAAAGAUGUUUGAGUUUCCAUGCGCGGUGACUAGGGAGGUAAAUCGCAGAGCAACACCCCUCCUCCAGUCUCAGCUCUACCGGGGUUUUUAAGUCACAUUGGAUCAGAAAAAAAAAAAAUUUCUGCCUCAAAAACAUCCUGGUCAUGCGAUGUGAGUUACUGCUGCCGAAGGAAAGAAGGAAAAACUAGAUAAGACCUGUUGGUGAUGAUGGAUUACUCGAAGGCGCAAAUGUCAAGUUUAUCCAAAGAGGGCAGUUCACCCGGGGGCCAACAGUUUAAUCCUGCAGGGUUGAAGCUGGAGGCCGUGAUGGAGCAGCUGCAGAGACAACAAGAGGCCAAACUAGGGAUGAACCUGCAGGAGCAACAACAUCUCCAGGCCCAGCUUCUCUUUGCUCAACAUGCAGCAGCAGCUGCUGCAGCAGCCAGGGCCUCUGGAUCCAGACUAGAGCCUGCAUCAUUUGGCAAGACAGAUGGACAGACUUAUCAAGCUUUCAACAGACAUCACGGUAGAGCAAGUCCAGAUGAGGAGGAAGAUGGAAAUUCAGAUUUGGAUGAUCAGGAAAUGGAGCCUGAGGAGAAUGAUGAUUUGGAAGACGACCUAGAGGAGGCAGAAGAGGAGGAGAACGGGCAUCCUCAACAAGCAAAGAAGCCCAGAGUCCAGCAGGAUGCAGGGUUCCCCUUCCCUCCGUAUUCUACGCCUCAGGCUUCCGUGGUCAAGAAAAUGUCUGAAUCACCUCCUUCUGCAAUAAAACAGGAGCAUGAUGAGAAGGAGGUGCUGUCUCCAGCAAGCCAACAAGCCUUUACAUCACCAAACAGCUUCUCAGACUGGAGCUUUGAUGAAUCAUUCAAACAAAGAGGAAGUGCCAUCUGGGCUGAGGACAAUGAUGGAGGAAAAGUGAGAGGGGAGCCAUCCAGAGACUUUGCUAAGCUUUACGAACUGGAUAAUGACCCACAACGGAAGGAGUUUCUUGAUGAGCUUUUUGUCUUCAUGCAAAAACGAGGAACUCCUGUGAACCGCAUUCCCAUCAUGGCCAAGCAAGUGCUGGACUUGUACCGACUCUAUAAGCUCGUGACAGAGAAGGGAGGCCUGGUUGAGGUCAUAAACAAGAAGAUCUGGAGGGAGAUCACCAAGGGUCUCAACCUGCCAACAUCCAUCACCAGCGCAGCAUUCACUCUCCGCACCCAGUAUAUGAAGUACCUGUACUCGUUCGAGUGUGAGAAAAAGGGCCUGAGUUCUCCAGGUGAGCUGCAGGCUGCCAUUGACAGUAACCGCAGAGAAGGCCGACGUCCCAGCUACACCAGCAGCCUGUACCGCUACACACCCUCUCCAGGUUCUGCCCCACAUCCCCUCCUUUCUUCACCCACCAUGCAGACCACCCCAACUGGACAGAAUGGCCUGACAGCAUCUGCUAGUCCAAAUCCAAAGAGAAACAUAGAUGAGAUGUUGACCCCUGUCUUACCCAGCCGGCUGCCCAUGGCUCUGGCACUGCAACAGCAGCAGUUGGCACAGGCUGCUGCGUUGGAGCAUCUAAAAGAGAGGAGAGAGCGAGGAGGAGGAGGAGGAGGAAGACCCUCAAAUGAUGGUCCAGAGAAGAAAAUGUUGCAGCUGGCUGAGGAGCAGCAGCGCCUCAUGCAGCAGGCUCUCCAGCAAAACCUGCUGGCCUUGGCCACUCAAUUCAACCCAAUGAACCUCAAGCUUAACAAUGGACAAGAACCCAAACAGGAUCUGUCUCUGAGUAUCUCCACUAAUGGAGCAGCCAGUAUAAGUGUUUCCGUGGAAGUAAACGGCACUAUUUACUCAGGAAAGCUGUUUGCCCAGAAGUCAGCUGCUGCUGUGGCGUCUCAGGCUGUAACUAUGGCAGGAACCAGCGGUUUCAGUGCCCUCUCCUCCUCACACAGUCCCUCGUCUUCAUCAUCCAACUCUUCCAAGGGACCAAACUAGGGCUUGGUAGUGUUAAAAUCUAAUCUAAGCAUAAUGAUGACACUAUAUACCUCUAAUGUCGACAAGUACUGUACGAUUUCUUGGAAACAAUCAACUGUAACAUAUGAAGCUGUUAUGUUUUUUUUUUCUUGUGGUGUAAUGUGCUUAAAAUGAGUCAUGUGAAGAGGACACUAAUGUUUGAAUUUACAGACUCCAAAAUUAAAUUUAUGAUAGAUUCAGGUUUCUGUUAACCUUAGUGCCUGUUAGAAGCUGAAAAUGUAGAGGCAGUCAUGUCAAUACAUUAUAGUGUAUUAUCUGUUUUGUAGCUGCCUUUUUCAAGAGUAGAACAGCGUGGUUGCCUAAGUGCAGCUGAUAAAGACCAAAAAGCCUUAGCUCAGUGCCACAGCUCGUCUGUAACUAUUUUGCUUUAAACAUUUCACAUUAGUGGUCAGGGAUUUACAACAUGCAAAACAAAAAAAAACAAGAUGGAAGGUGUUUUUUAAAUAUUUUUCAUUGUUUUAUUUUACACUUUUAUUUAAUCAUUUUCAGGAUUACAAAUGUAUUUCUUGCUAGCUGUGAAUCAAAGACAACAUGUGAGAGAAGGUUUAUGUCAGGAGUGAUACAAAUGUACCUCAGUACACUUUCCUUGUCGGUAAGUUUCUCUGGAAUAUCUUCUGCACUCAGGAAUGACACAUUACUGUUACACUGUACCUUAUCAAAUAAUGCUGUGUUGAGUUUCUAUAGACAGAGAAUGUAACAUUAAUGACCUCAAGCUUUUGACAAGUAAACACUGAAACGGUGCUACCUCACUCUUUCUUGAGAAAUAUGCAAUACUUAAUGCAGCAUGUGUGCAUGAAGCCUUCUGCUGAAAGGCUUCUGAUACUGUAUGUGGACAAUCAAGCAGACAUGUCAUUGCAAACUGAUGUCACUGUAAAAACACGUUUUGGUCUUUGAUUGAAAUAAUUCUUGGACAUGUGGCCAUGAGAAAUAAACCAAUCUUGUGUGCAGCAGAAA